Messenger RNA from Arabidopsis arenosa, 778 nucleotides. The record is from the annotation of a GenBank genome assembly. Lineage: Eukaryota; Viridiplantae; Streptophyta; Magnoliopsida; Brassicales; Brassicaceae.
ACCAAAAAUUUCUUCGUCUGUGUCUCAAAAUCGAAUCAAAAAAUCUCUAAAGUUUCAAUUUUUUUGCUCUGUUUUUUCUGGAAAAAAUGGCUUCGAUUUCUGCAACUUUGCCUUCGCCAUUGUUACUUACACAGAGAAAAUCUAAUCUCACAUCGAUUCAAAAACUCCCAUUUUCUCUAACUCGAGGUACGAAUGAUCUUUCACCAUUUUCUCUAAUUAGAAACCCUAGUAGCAUUACUCUUAUGGUGAAAGCUAGUGGAGAAAGCUCAGAAUCAUCGACUGAUCUCAACGUUGUUAGUUCGAUUCAGAAUGUUUGGGAUAAGUCUGAAGAUCGGUUAGGUCUUAUUGGUUUGAGUUUUGCUGCUAUUGUAGCUCUUUGGGCAUCACUGAAUCUCAUCACGGCAAUCGACAAAUUGCCCGUUAUCUCGACCGGAUUCGAACUAGUUGGUAUCUUGUUCUCCACGUGGUUCACGUAUCGAUAUCUCUUGUUCAAACCGGACAGAGAGGAGCUUUCCAAAAUUGUCAAGAAAUCAGUAGCAGAUAUACUUGGCCAGUGAACGUUGUGUGAUACUUCUUCAUCUUUGGAAGAUGAUUUGUUUGCAAGUUUGUAAAAUUACAUGACAGGGUUGUUGUUUCUAGUCUAAUAAUUUCAUGUAUUUGAAACCUGUAAAUACUGUUUUGUGGGUUUUGGUUGUGAGCAAAAUCAGUCAUUUCAUAGAGAAGAUAUCAAGAUCAGACACUAAACAUGUUUUAGCAUGAAUAAAAAUUGAAAGAAUAA